Glycine soja is the source of this 960-nucleotide messenger RNA. RefSeq names its product E3 ubiquitin-protein ligase RHA2A-like. Gene Ontology annotation, molecular function: ubiquitin protein ligase activity. Gene Ontology annotation, biological process: protein ubiquitination. NCBI's taxonomy places the organism in Eukaryota, Viridiplantae, Streptophyta, Magnoliopsida, Fabales, Fabaceae. The coding region runs from base 101 to 604 and encodes 167 amino acids. The transcript has a single exon. The record is from RefSeq and is a predicted model, not a curated record.
AGGUCUCCUUCUCUCUCAAUCCACAAGGAUAUAUAACAGCGCUAGCUCUUGUUAAAUUCUUCUCUACCUUACUACUCCCUCACUUUGUGUUAGAAUCAUCAUGGGUUUGCAAAACCAAUUAAACGACGUGUCGUCGGGUUCGAUUCCGCUUCUGGUGUUGGCGCAGAUAGCCACCUGCGUCAACUACCUCCGCUCCAUGCUUUUCGCGCUUUUGCAAACCCUAGGUCUCAGCCGAUUCCACUCCGACCAGAUCGUCGACGAGCGCUUCCUCGCCGCCGUCGGAUCCGGCCUCGCCGGACUUAUCAUGCUCUCCGAUCAGCUCACCCUCAGUAGCCAAUUCUUCCACCAUCACCACGGCACCGCCGCCGGCCACGACCACGACCACCACCCCUGCGUCGUGUGCCAGGCCACCUUCGAGGACGGCGACCAGGUCCGCAUGCUCCCCUGCCGCCACGUCUUCCACCGCCGAUGCUUCGACGGCUGGCUCCACCACUACAAGUUCAACUGCCCACUCUGCCGCUCUCCGCUCUUCUCCGACGAGCGCGUGGCACUCACGGAGCGCCGCCUCGGCCAGCAACUCAUCUCUUGGUUCUCCCUACACUGAUGCGGCCACGUUUCGUUUUCUGAACCUCCACUUUUACGGUUUUACCCCUCUCACGCGAUCACUUUUUACAGAGCUGGACGCGGGUUUCUUUUUCUGUUUUUCUUUUCCUUGUUUUUAAUAUUAGUUUUUUUUUUCCCCAUAGGGUAUUAGGCUAGAUUUAUUUAUUUUUCUCUUUUUAACAGUAAUUUUUCUGAAGGUAUUUUUUGAAGGGUUUUCUUCCGUCUGAAAAUCCUUUUUGAGAUGCUGUAAAUUUUGGACUCUGUGUUUAUGGUAAUAAUCGGAGAUAGUAGAUGUAAAGUUUUCAUGAGAAGCUUUGGUAAAGAUUGGUGGAGACUUCUCAUUCAUCACCGUUUCUA